AUGAGGCUUCACUCGCCCGCCGUUCACCUCCUGCUGUACGGCCGGGUUCCUAACAGGUCACCAACUGAUAUCAGUCCGUGGCCCGGGGGUUGGGGAUCCCUGGCGUAUAGCAUGCACCAUGACGUGUACCGGGCAUCAAAAAGAAUAAAACACAGAGCUCCGGCGGCAACCGUGGCGUAUACCAGCCUCGCGGUGCCUCUCAUCGUGAUGCGCGUGUUCUGGGGCUUCGUCGGCUUCCUGGUGCCCUGGUUCGUCUCUAAGGGUCCCAACCGGGAAGUAAGCAUCACCAUGUUGGUGACCUGUUCCGUUUGCUGCUAUCUCUUUUGGCUGAUUGCAAUUCUGGCCCAACUCAACCCUCUCUUUGGACCACAGUUGAAAAAUGAAACCAUCUGGUACCUCAAGCAUCACUGGCCUUGAGGAAGAAGACCUGCUCGCCAGUGCUCAGUCACUGAGGCCACAAAG
This is a messenger RNA of Balaenoptera ricei (Rice's whale), 462 nucleotides long. Its product is annotated as V-type proton ATPase subunit e 1-like. Lineage: Eukaryota; Metazoa; Chordata; Mammalia; Artiodactyla; Balaenopteridae. The record is from RefSeq and is a predicted model, not a curated record. The coding region runs from base 1 to 417 and encodes 138 amino acids. Gene Ontology annotation, molecular function: proton-transporting ATPase activity, rotational mechanism. The transcript has 2 exons. Gene Ontology annotation, cellular component: proton-transporting V-type ATPase, V0 domain. Gene Ontology annotation, biological process: proton transmembrane transport.